Oncorhynchus kisutch (coho salmon) is the source of this 1320-nucleotide messenger RNA. RefSeq lists its product as uncharacterized. Bases 79 to 1320 code for a protein of 413 amino acids. The record is from RefSeq and is a predicted model, not a curated record. NCBI's taxonomy places the organism in Eukaryota, Metazoa, Chordata, Actinopteri, Salmoniformes, Salmonidae. The transcript is spliced from 5 exons.
CAUAGAGCCUUGUCCCAGUCUCUAGACCUGCCUGUCUGUGUGGUGGAUGACCACCUGACCUCUGAAGCUGUCAAUGAGAUGGAGCAGAGCAAUUCUACCAGGAGCAGAGCAACCUCAGUGAUGGAAACCACAGAAGAGGGGAAGCUCAACAAUGUGGAACAUCUGACACUUAUGGACUUCCUUCAAAACCUAACUGAGAAGCAAUGGAGGGGGAUUCGUGAGGGCAUGUUUGACCCGCUGACAAAACAACAGCUUGCCGGCUUGUGUCUGAGGAUUGUCCAGUUUUUAUCGGACAAGCUGAUGCAGAUCAUCAUCCCAGGUCUUUACGAACUACUGGGCAUCCAAGAUGCUGCCUCCUCUCCAUUGUCACAGAGAUCUCUCACAGCGUCACUCACCAGUCUGUUAGACGAUAAGACUAACACCAAGACCCGCGUGAGAUUUACUGAGGCUGGUGUACCUAAGAGGCCAGGCAGUCGAAAGUCUUACAAUAGCUUUCGCAUCCCGACUCCCUACCCUUCCUCCAACUGUAUGGAUCAGGAAGAGGAAGAAGAGCAGGAAUCACAACUUAAGUCCAAGGAGAUUUACCUGACUAAGGGCAGUGGAAGCUACCUGCCCAAGGGGGCCAUGAGGUAUGUUCUUAAAGGGAAAUUUAACAACUUCAUAUUCAUCUCCAGCAUCACCAUAUGUGAAAAUUACACAUUUCCAUGCUUUGUAAAGAAGACAACCAACUCUGACUCGCUACAAGUCCUCUUAGGUGUCUCAGAGGACACCCUCGUCACCUGUGUGCAGGACAGCCUGCAAGGUUCUCUCUCCAAACUUGCAUGCAUGUCCAAUUCUCUAUCUGGAAGUGCAGGCUCUCCGAAGAUGACCCCUGCUGUAAUGGCAGAAGUGAUUAAAGAUGUCAAGUCGGCCGUAUCAGUGGUCGUUAAGAGUGCCUCCGCUAGCCAAACCUCUCAAGUGACACCGGUAAGGGGAGACUCACAGACCAAGGUGACUGAGAGCAUGGUGAGAGAGCUGGCUGCUAAACUUGAAAAAGUUGACCAAGAGAGCAAGAGUCUAACAGGGCAAGUCAUGCCCACCAUCUCUGACACAAUGGUGGCUUUUGUUGACGAGAACAAACAGAAUUUGCUGGAAGAUCUGAAGGACAAGAUCACGUUUUUGGCAUCCCAUGUUGGCUUCAUUGACGAUCUUGAUGCCCUGAUAAGGAAAUAUGAGAGCAGCUACAAUAUUGGUGAAUCUGGUUCCUCCUGCACGCUCACAUCUAAGAGCAUCCAAAAACUCUCCAGCCGGGAGUUUCAAACAUCAGCAAUACAGCAAUAG